Molecule: messenger RNA, 693 nt
Organism: Acanthocheilonema viteae
Lineage: Eukaryota; Metazoa; Nematoda; Chromadorea; Rhabditida; Onchocercidae
Source: the annotation of a GenBank genome assembly
AUGAUGAAUGAAGAUCAGAAGAAUGAGAAAUUAGUCGGUGCUGGAGUACCGUCGAUAUUUGAAUUGAUCGCACAAGACAGCUUAUCAGUUUCUAUUCAACAAGCUGUUUAUCAUAUCGUGAAGCAAUUUCCGUUAGUUCAUAUGCUUGUCAACUUUUAUCCAUGGAUCAAAAUAUUAUUCUCUACCUUUGCUUUCCUUCUUAAAAUUGCUUAUAUAUUAUCGUUAUGUAAUGUACAUUCACCGGAAUUAAAAUUUGCAAACGUACAUUUGGUGAAAUUUAGUCAAAUUGAUUUCGAUGAAGCAAACCAAAAGAGGGCUUGGCGGGUACUAGUUAUUUUAGCUAAUCUUCUUACUCGAUGCAUAAAUUUUGGUCUUUAUUUCAUCCAGUUUCUGGAUUUCUACUAUAAUAGCGAUACUGGAGAGAAUUUUCGCUUGGAGCAAAGAAUACGAAAAUGGAGAUAUCCAUCAGCACCUCACAAAAAAUUACGAGAAAAUUCUGUAUUACUUCUGGAAACGAACAAAUGCCCUUUGUGCUUACGACAGCGUAACAAUGAUACGGUGCUUGCUGUUUCUGGUUAUGUUUUCUGUUAUGGUUGCAUAUAUUCAUACGUGGAACGAGAGAAGAAAUGCCCAGUCACGAGUUUGCCAGCGAAUGUAGAUGAUUUGAUCAAGAUUUUUGUUCCCCCAGUGUAG